This is a messenger RNA of Arachis stenosperma, 1312 nucleotides long. RefSeq names its product probable xyloglucan endotransglucosylase/hydrolase protein 30. Gene Ontology annotation, molecular function: xyloglucan:xyloglucosyl transferase activity; hydrolase activity, hydrolyzing O-glycosyl compounds. Bases 125 to 1198 code for a protein of 357 amino acids. Gene Ontology annotation, biological process: cell wall biogenesis; xyloglucan metabolic process. Lineage: Eukaryota; Viridiplantae; Streptophyta; Magnoliopsida; Fabales; Fabaceae. The record is from RefSeq and is a predicted model, not a curated record. Gene Ontology annotation, cellular component: apoplast; cell wall. The transcript is spliced from 4 exons.
ACAAAAUUGAGGUUUCCAAUUUUCCAUUCCAUGACAGAGAAAAACACACACCACUGCACCAUAAUAAUAAUACUAAUACUAAUAUUUAUUAAAUUAAAUAAUAUUAGUACACAUACAUAAUAAUAUGGAUCAUAAUACUUUACGUCGUUUUGGGGAAAUAAUACCCAAAACUCAUCGUAAUCAUAAUUUUCUCUUAUCACUCUUUCUCUUCGUCUUCUUCUUCUUCUUCUCAUCACACGCAGCUUUUGACCUAGCUACCAUCCCCUUCAACGAUGGCUAUUCUCCUCUCUUCGGAGAUAGCAACGUUGUUCGCUCCGAUGACGGCAACGGCGUUAACCUCCUCCUCGAUCGCUUCACCGGUUCUGGCUUCAUAUCAUCCAGUAUGUACAAAUAUGGAUUCUUCAGCGCUAACAUCAAGUUGCCAUCAAAUUAUACAGCUGGAAUUUGCGUCGCUUUUUAUACGUCAAAUGGUGAUGUGUUCGAGAAGACACACGAUGAGUUGGACUUUGAAUUCCUUGGUAACUUAGCGGGAAAACCGUGGCGGUUUCAGACCAACUUGUACGGCAACGGAAGCACCCACCGUGGCCGUGAGGAGAGGUAUCGCCUGUGGUUUGAUCCUACAAAGGAAUACCAUAGAUACAGCAUCCUUUGGACUGCCAAGAAUGUUGUAUUUUACAUUGAUGAAGUUCCAAUUAGAGAGGUGCUAAGAAGUGCUGAAAUGGGAGCUGAUUACCCAUCUAAACCAAUGUCAUUAUAUGCAACAAUUUGGGAUGCAUCAAAUUGGGCCACUUCAGGUGGAAAGUACAAAGUGAACUAUAAAUAUGCACCUUUUGUAGCCGAAUUUAAAGACCUAGUCCUCAAGGGUUGCUCCGUUGACCCUAUUGAAGAGUCCACCGUGGCCGGCCGAAGCAUUUGCUCCGACCAACACGCCGAUCUUGAGGCACAAGACUAUGCUGCCGUGACCCCAAGGCGCCGCCUAGCGAUGCGCCGGUUCCGGCAGCGUUACAUGUACUAUUCUUAUUGUUAUGACACAUUAAGGUACCCUAAUCCAUUACCUGAAUGUGAUAUUAUACCAUCGGAGAAACAAAGAUUUAAGGAGACUGGAAGGUUGAAAUUCGGCGGCAGCCACCGCCGGCAGUCUCGGCGGAAGGGCCGGACUACAACUCCGGUGGAUGAUGCCGAUCAAGGUGAUAUGUGAUGAGUGAUGAUUGGGUUGUAAAUAAUAGUGUCCAAUAUAAUUUUAUAUGUGGUUUUGUCUAUAUAAUUGUUUGAAACCAUAAAUAAACAAACCAAGUGAUUAUUUUUAGGUCAA